This is a messenger RNA of Mandrillus leucophaeus (drill), 2889 nucleotides long. RefSeq names its product adenosine A1 receptor (gene ADORA1). Gene Ontology annotation, molecular function: G protein-coupled adenosine receptor activity. Bases 435 to 1415 code for a protein of 326 amino acids. The record is from RefSeq and is a predicted model, not a curated record. Gene Ontology annotation, biological process: G protein-coupled adenosine receptor signaling pathway. The transcript is spliced from 4 exons. Lineage: Eukaryota; Metazoa; Chordata; Mammalia; Primates; Cercopithecidae. Gene Ontology annotation, cellular component: dendrite; synapse; membrane.
GUGCGGAGCCCGAUUGUCACUCAGCUCCCGCGCCGGGGGCGACAGAGCCACCGGUGCCCGAGUCGAGUCCCAGCCAGCUACCAUCCCUCUGGACCUUACAGGCCGGCCUUGGCUUCCCCAGGAAUCCCUGGAGCGAGCGGCUGCUGAAGGCGGCAAGGUGUGGGGGCACUUGAACAGAACAGCUCAGGUAGCCGGGAACUCUGCCAGCUUUGGUGACCUUGGGCCGGGCUGGGAGCUCUGCGGCGGGAGCCGGAGGACUAUGAGCUGCCGCGCGGUGUCCACAGCCCAGCCCAACCCUACCGCGCGCGGCCCGGAGCUCUGUUGCCUGGAACUUUGGGCACUGCCUCUGGGACCCCUGCCGGCCAGCAGGCAGGAUGGUGCUUGCCUCGUGCCCCUUGGUGCCCGUCUGCUGAUGUGCCCAGCCUGUGCCCGCCAUGCCGCCCUCCAUCUCAGCCUUCCAGGCCGCCUACAUCGGCAUCGAGGUGCUCAUCGCCCUGGUCUCUGUGCCUGGGAACGUGCUGGUGAUCUGGGCGGUGAAGGUGAACCAGGCGCUGCGGGAUGCCACCUUCUGCUUCAUCGUGUCGCUGGCAGUGGCUGAUGUGGCCGUGGGUGCCCUGGUCAUCCCCCUCGCCAUCCUCAUCAACAUUGGGCCACAGACCUACUUCCACACCUGCCUCAUGGUUGCCUGUCCGGUCCUCAUCCUCACCCAGAGCUCCAUCCUAGCCCUGCUGGCAAUUGCCGUAGACCGCUACCUCCGGGUCAAGAUCCCUCUCCGAUACAAGAUGGUGGUGACCCCCCGGAGGGCGGCGGUGGCCAUCGCCGGCUGCUGGAUCCUCUCCUUGGUGGUGGGGCUGACCCCUAUGUUUGGCUGGAACAAUCUGAGCACGGUGGAGCGGGCCUGGGCAGCCAACGGCAGCAUGGGGGAGCCCGUGAUCAAGUGCGAGUUCGAGAAAGUCAUCAGCAUGGAGUACAUGGUCUACUUCAACUUCUUUGUGUGGGUGCUGCCCCCGCUUCUCCUCAUGGUCCUCAUCUACCUGGAGGUCUUCUACCUAAUCCGCAAGCAGCUCAACAAGAAGGUAUCGGCCUCUUCUGGCGACCCGCAGAAGUACUAUGGGAAGGAGCUGAAGAUCGCCAAGUCGCUGGCCCUCAUCCUCUUCCUCUUUGCUCUCAGCUGGCUGCCUUUGCACAUCCUCAACUGCAUCACCCUCUUCUGCCCAUCCUGCCACAAGCCCAGCAUCCUCACCUACAUUGCCAUCUUCCUCACGCACGGCAACUCAGCCAUGAACCCUAUCGUCUACGCCUUCCGCAUCCAGAAGUUCCGCGUCACCUUCCUUAAGAUUUGGAAUGACCAUUUCCGCUGCCAGCCUGCACCCCCCAUUGACGAGGAUCUCCCAGAAGAGAGGCCUGAUGACUAGACCCCGCCUUCUGCUCCCACCAGCCCACAUCCAGUGGGGUCUCAGUCCAGUCCUCACUUGCUCACUGUCCCGGGGGUCUCCCUGAGCCUGCCCCAGCUGGGCUGUGGGCCAGGGGCACGGGGGAGGCUCUGAAGAGAUACCCGCAGGGUGUGGUCCCUCCACUAGGAGUUAACUACCCUAUACUUCUGGGCCCUGCAGGAGGCUUGGGAGGGCAAGGAUCCUACAGAGGGACCGGGUGUCCAGAGGCAAGAGUGUCCUGAGCCUCCACCUGCCUGACCAUCCCAUGAGCAGUCCAGCGCUUCAGGGCUGGGCAGGUCCUGGGGAGGCCAAGACUGCAGAGGAGCCACCUGGGCUGGGAGAAGGUGCUUGGGCUUCUGCAGUGAGGCAGGGGAAUCUGCUUGUCUUAGAUGUUGGUGGUGCAGCCCCAGGACCAAGCUUAAGGAGAGGAGAGCAUCCCCUCUGAGACGGAUGGAAGGAGAGAGGUCGAGGACUCACUGACCUGGCUGUCUCUCCUGUUCUGUAGGAGAGGGUGGCCAGAGGCAGCUAAGGGGCAGGAAUCAAGGAGCCUCCAUUCCCAACUCUGAGGACUCUGGGCCCCAGGCCAUACCAGGUGCUAGGGUGCCUGCUCUCCUUGCCCUGGGUCAGCCCAGGAUUGUACGUGGGAGAGGCAGAAAGGGUAGGUUCAGAAAUCAUUUCUGAUAUUUGCUGGAGUGCUGGCUCCAUGCCCUGGGGAGUGAGCUUGGUGCGGUGGGUGCUGGCUUCAAACAGCCAUGAGGUGGCAGCUCUGAGCCCUCCUUCUUGCCCUGAGUUUUCCAGGGAGGAGCCUGGAGUGUAAUUACCUGUCAUCUGGGCCACCAGCUCCACUGGCCCGCCCGAUGCUGGACCUGAACUGUCCUAGGUGACCCCAUCUCUGCUGCUUCUGGGCCUAAUGGAGAGGAGAACCCUAGACAUUCUGCCUGCCUGGGGACGGGGUGGACGAAGGAAAGGGUCUGUAAGGACUCAGUGUUGACUGUGGGUCCCCCUGGGGUGGGUUUAGCAGGCUGCAGCAGGCAGAGGAGAGCACCCCCCGAGAGUGUGUGGGAGAAGGCCUUGCUGUCAUGUGAAUCCCUCAAUACCCCUAGUAUUUGGCUGGGUUUUCAGGGACUUUGGAAGCUCUAUUGCAGGUGUCUGGGGGUCUAGGACUUUAGGGAUCUGGGGAAGGACCAACCCAUGCCCUGCCAAGCCUGGAGCCCCUGUGUUGGGGGGGUGAGGCAGGGAGCCUGGAGCCCCUGUGGAGGGGAGGUAAGGCGGGGGAGCCUGGAGCCCCCGUGUAGGGGGGGGCGAGGCAGGGGAGGGGAGGUGGUCACUGAGUUGACCUUCUGAACAUGAGUGUCAACUCCAGGUCUUGCUUCCAGGCCCUUCCCUCUGUUGGAAAGGGGGUGUGCCCUGGCUCCCAAGGGAGGCCCAUGUGACUAAUAAAAAACUGUGAACCCUG